Teleopsis dalmanni is the source of this 1851-nucleotide messenger RNA. RefSeq names its product transcriptional coactivator yorkie-like. The transcript is spliced from 7 exons. Gene Ontology annotation, molecular function: protein binding; transcription coactivator activity. Bases 339 to 1751 code for a protein of 470 amino acids. Gene Ontology annotation, biological process: positive regulation of transcription by RNA polymerase II; hippo signaling. Lineage: Eukaryota; Metazoa; Arthropoda; Insecta; Diptera; Diopsidae. The record is from RefSeq and is a predicted model, not a curated record. Gene Ontology annotation, cellular component: nucleus; cytoplasm.
GAAUAAUGCUUCUCCAACAUUGCAGUGGCAUAUUUUUAAAUACAUAAUUUUUUAUAAAAGUAUUUCUUACAUAGAUUUUAAUUUGCGUUUUUAUGUGUAUUUAUACAAAUUAAUUAUGUUUUAUGAGUUUAAUGUAUUUAAUAUAAGUCAAAAAAUAGCAAUUGUUUAUAUUAAUGUAAAUUAGAAAGGUGAUAAAAAAUAUACUAAAACGCCAUCUUUAUUUGAUUACAAUCAAAAGAUUUAAAUUAAAAAUUACCUUUUGUUUUGUAUAUUAGUUUUUAAUAUAGUAAAAAGUGGAACAAAGUUCGGUUUUUUAUAAUAUAAAAUAUAUCAUCAAAAUGUCGGUAAACAAAAAUAGUCAAACUAUAAAAGGAAAUAUAUCUGCAAAUGAAACUACGCCUACAACAAAAGGAGUUAACAAUUUGGUAGUGCGUAUCGAUCAAGAUUCAGAUGAUAAUUUGCAAGCUUUAUUUGACAGUGUGCUUAAUCCUGGUGACUCAAAGCGUCCUUUACAAGUGCCUUUUCGAAUGCGAAAACUUCCAAACUCGUUUUUUAAUCCUCCAGCAGUUAGUGCGAGAUCGCCAUCAGUAUCGCAUUCACGAGCUAAUAGUGCCGAUUCCGCUUAUGAUACUGGAUCUCAAUCAAAUGUGAAUCAAACAACAAAUGUUACCCCGCCCACUACAUCUCAAACUUCAUCGCCUCACACUACUGUUGCUCAACCUCCGACAAUUCCAAGUAAAUUACCAAUAUGUCAUUCACGUGCCCACAGUAGCCCAGCUUCUCUUCAACAAACUUAUGCUAUACAUUCAAGUAAUAUGAGUGGAGAACCCGGGGCGUGUGUACCAGAAAGUGGUCCGACAGGUUUUACAACUGGACUUGUAAAUUUUCCACCUGGUAUAAGCGCAUCAAAUAAUAACGAAAUUGAGCAAAUGACCCAACCAACUGCACCAGUUCAAACAUUUCACAUGAAACAACGUUCUUAUGAUUUCGUAAGUCCUAUUCAAUUACAAAAUGACUUGGGUCCAUUACCAGCUGGUUGGGAACAAGCCAAAACAAACGAUGGCCAAAUUUACUACUUAAAUCACACAACAAAAACUACGCAAUGGGAGGAUCCAAGAAUUCAACUAAAACAACAGCGCACAGCGCACCAAGCAAUUAAUUUUGCUAAUUUAAGAGCUUCCCAGAGAGAAACAGUAUCUCUUACAGAUAAUCUGGGUCCUUUGCCUGAAGGUUGGGAGCAGGCAUUAACGGAAUCCGGUGAUGUUUACUUUAUUAAUCAUAUCAAUCGAACAACUUCAUGGAAUGAUCCUCGAAUACCAGCCGAUUUUUUACGAAAAAAUUUGAAAGUCUCUAAACCCGAAAUAAAUUGGAUGGACUUGCAACAUACUGAAAAAGAACAAGAAUUUUUUAAACAAAAACCCGAACAGAUUGCGCCAUUAGCUAGACAUCCUGUUAAUCUACAAAUGGAUCCAUUCCUUUCUGGCGAUAAUCACGCUCGACAAGAAUCGAGUGACAGCGGUUUAAGUUUAUCAUCAAAUACAUUUUCAGUUAAUUCGGAAUUUAUAACACAUAUAGAUGACAGCAUGGACUGUAUUAGUGAAAAUGGUAUAAAUUCUUUAGAUUGUCCAGACAAUUUAGUGUCUUCUUUACAGUUGGAAGAUAAUAUAUGCAAUGAAAUGUUCGAUGUUCGCAACAUGUUAAGUUCAUCUUCGACCAAGCCAGAUAAUUUGGAAUGGUAUAAAAUAAAUUAACAUUUAGUACACGUAAAAUUGUAUUAAAUUACGAGUUAUUUUUUAUAUAUUACAUUUUUUCAAUUUUAAUAAAUAUGGUAUGCGAUAUAAUAUAAUCACC